This is a messenger RNA of Pseudocercospora fijiensis CIRAD86, 1503 nucleotides long. RefSeq lists its product as uncharacterized. Gene Ontology annotation, molecular function: Hsp70 protein binding; ribosome binding. Gene Ontology annotation, cellular component: cytosol. The record is from RefSeq and is a predicted model, not a curated record. The transcript has 2 exons. Gene Ontology annotation, biological process: 'de novo' cotranslational protein folding; regulation of translational fidelity. NCBI's taxonomy places the organism in Eukaryota, Fungi, Ascomycota, Dothideomycetes, Mycosphaerellales, Mycosphaerellaceae. Bases 13 to 1350 code for a protein of 445 amino acids.
GUCGUAGACAAAAUGGCUGCAAUUCAGCUGUCCGUCGCACUGCCGACGCUGCCAGAGGGCUGGACGGCCGAGAAGGACUUCAAGCCUGUCGGCCAUCUCUCUGAGCCGACCCAGCGCGCGCUCGAGCCCGUUGGUCCUCACUUUCUUGCCCACGCGCGCAGAAAGAGGCAUAAACGCACAUUCUCCGAGGACGAGAAGCUGCAAGCUGAAAAGAACGUCAAGAAGGUCGAGCAGGACCAAGACGAUGACAUCGACAGCGACGAGGACCCUAUGCUCCUGCAGCGUGAGGCCAAGGACUGGAAGACUCAAGAUCACUAUGCUGUUCUUGGUCUGACCAGAUGGCGAUACAAGGCGACCGAGGACCAGAUCAAGCGCGCACACAGAAAAAAGGUCUUGAAGCACCAUCCCGACAAGAAAGCCGCAUCCGGACAGGAGGAGAACGAUCAGUUCUUCAAAUGCAUUCAGCGUGCCACCGAUAUUCUGCUCGACCCCGUCAAGCGCCGCCAGUACGAUUCUGUUGACGAAGCUGCCGACAAGGAGCCUCCGAGCAAGAAGGACGUGGAGAAGAAGCCAGGCAACUUCUACAAGCUGUGGGCACCAGUCUUCGAGGCCGAGGCUCGCUUCAGCAAGAAGCAGCCAGUGCCAAAGAUUGGAAAUGACAACAGCACAAAGGAAGAGGUGGAUGAGUUCUACAACUUCUGGUACAACUUCGACUCGUGGCGAUCGUUCGAAUAUCUCGACGAGGAUGUGCCAGAUGAUAACGAGUCUCGCGACCAGAAACGUCACGUCGAGCGCAAGAACAACAAUGCUCGCAAAAAGAGAAAGAACGAGGAUGUGCAGCGCCUGCGUCAAGUCGUCGAUCAAGCCUUGAAGCAGGAUCCACGACCAGCCAAGUUCAGACAAGAGAAGAACAAGGGCAAGCUUCAAAAGCAGCAGCAGAAGGAGGAGGCCGAGCGCAAGGCCAAGGAAGAGGCUGCCAAGAAGAAGGAAGACGAGGAGAAGGCUGCAGCGGCCAAGGCUGCUGAGGACAAGGCUGCUCGCGAGGAUGCGAAGAAGGGCAAAGAGGCGGCGAAGAAUGCUGCCAAGAAGAACAAGCGUGUUGUUCGUGGUGCACCGAAGGACGCCAACUACUUCGCGGAUGGCACAGCAGAUGCCUCGACCAUCAAUAGCGUCAUGAGCGAUGUUGAUGCGCUCAUCUUGAAGCUUGACAACGAAGAGCUUGCCGACUUCACCGCUAAGCUUCAAGGCAAGACUGAGAAGGCGGCUGUAAAGGCAGUGUUCGCUGAAGAGGUACAGCGAUUGGUGGGUGCCGGCAAGACCAAGGACGGCGAGUUGAAGAGCAUUGCGUGAUGGCGUAGAUUUUCGAUUGCGCUUGUUUCGAAGUGAAGGGAUAGAAGGGGCAUAAGUUGGAGUUUGAUGAAUGACACGAGAAGAGAUACAACAGUGCUCGUGUUUCAUGCAAUACCGGUAGACCUUUACUGAACCAACAGACCUCUCACCCAG